AUGGAUUUGAAGCAAGUCUUGUUACCAAUAAUCAUCGAAAGCAGAAGAAGAUUUGGGGAUAAUUCAUUACUGCUUGUGCUUGAUUCUGUUAAAAUUGACAGUGGACGAAUGGAUCCAGAACCAAGUCGAAAAGUAUUGCUGGAAUCAGCUGCUGGAAUGAAUAAAUUUGAACUUCUUAAGGUUUUAUCUGGAAACAGUACAAUUCAAGGGUAUGCUGGGGAAAUACGUUACUGGCAGACAAAAUUAUGCCAGAACUUAGAUAAAAUUUUAAUUAAUAUGUUCAAAAUUGAUAAUUUGAAUAAAGUGCAGUCAAAGAUUUUGCAAGAUGUUUCGGUAUGGAAAAGAAAAGAUGACGAAGUAGUAAAGGGUGGAGAAUUCACGACAGUACUUUGUUUUAGUUUUAGUAACGACAAUGAAAACAUUGUUCCGGAUAGUGAGAUCUUGACCUUUCUGAAGUACUCUUUGCAAGUGCAUUUCGAAACCAGUUUACUAAUAUCAGUGAAAGAAGUCGAGCAAAUUGCACUACCGGCAGCGAUUUUUCGACAAUUAUGGGUUGCAAUUGCAGAAUCUAAAUUUAUCAAAAUAAGUGUAAAACUAUAUGAUUUUGAUGGAUUUGAAUGUGGUUAUGUUAAAGGGAUCAGUUUUUCGGAAAAUAUUAAAAGAUUUCCAGAAGAAGGAGCAAAUAAAGCUUACGAAAAGACUCGCGAAAAGUUAGGAAGGUACGACAAUAAUCUUCAUGAAUCUCAUGUCUAUGACAUGAAAAGAAUUAAACAAGAAAUUCAGAGUUCGACAAAAACUAAUAUCUCGGAUCAUUGCGCUUUUUAUGAUGAUACAGUGAUCUCAGAAUCUAUUGCAAGCGAGGCAAAUAGAUUAUCAAUAAUUAAUAAAAUUCGUAAGGCAGUAGAGGCCAUAGUUGAAGCGCCGUGCAACGACAAUCGAACAUCAUUUAUAUCACUUGGCUUUGAUUCGUUAAAAUUAGCAAGGUUGGAGUUUGUUUUGGAGAGCGAAUUUAGUGGAAAAUUUUCGAUACCUUACGGAAGCGCUCAUCGAUAUCCUAAUAUUAGUGCUUUGGCUGAUUAUAUUCUGAAAAGCUCUAUCCAAGGAAGUAGUAUUCCUGAAAGCAAGAAAACUACAAACUUUCAGCUUCUUACCGAAAAGUUGACGAAGAUCGUUAGAAGCGGCGCUGAAAUACCGCUAAGUGCAGCGCAAAAACGACUAAUUUUUCUUCAUCAGUUAGACAUCGAACGUGAAUUAAAUUUUGUCGAAAUUUUGAAAUUUAGUAUUAAAAGCUUAAAAAUUCAUCAAUUCCAAAGAGCAUUCAAUAAGGUGGUGGCAAGACAUACAGCAUUACGAACGAUUUAUACAUUAACAGGUCAAACAAUUUUAUCUCUUACCGAAGCUUAUUUCUGGAUUUCUGCAGAAUGUGAAUAUGUGUGGAAAUUGUUGAAACCAAUUGACCUAUUUGACUCGUUUAUUCCAAUGAGGAUAUUUGUCACUGAACAAGAAGAUAAUAAAGACAAUAAAAAAAUAAAGGAAAGCAUUUCUAAUGAAAUUUGUCAGGAAAAAGAUCAGCGGAUGCUGGGAAAGAAACAAACUAUGAACACAGAUAUCAAAAAUUCAAAUCUAAUUGUCAUCCAGAUACAUCACAUUAUGAUUGAUGGUUCUUCUAUCAAACUAUUAACAGAUGAACUGCGUAUAUUUUACUAUGAAGAAAAAUCUCUCAGAUCAAUACCUUAUCAAUAUGGACAUUUUGUUCUUAUGGAAGAUCAACAGAGACAAAAUCGAAAAUUAUAUAAAGCUUUCUGGAAACAUCUGCUAUUUGACGUUACUCUUCAAAAGUUGCCCGUAGAUGAAACUGGACUUCAAGCAGGGAAAUAUUCAGGUCGUUGCUUACAAUUUAAAAUAGAUUCUAAAAUCCAGAAAAGUUUGCAAAAUUUAGCUAUUUGGUGCUCCGUGACACAAUUUUCUGUCCUUCUUACCAAUUUUCAACUUCUGCAGUACAAAAGAUAUGGAUUUAAGGACUGUUGCAUCGGGAUAAUAACUGCUCAAAGAGAAACCUCUGAGCUAUGCACAAUUAUUGGUUGUUUAUUAAAUGUGGUACCACUGAUCAAUACCAUUAAUCCCAAUGAUCGAAUUCAUGAUUUCAUUACAAAAUCUUAUAAACAUUUGAACGAAAGCAUCCAAAAACAACUGCAAUUCGAUGAUUUGAUAGCAGCCUUGCGUUUAGAACGCGAUUUGCCAAAUUCGCCCCUUUUCCAGGUUUUGUUUAUUUCGGACGACAGCGGUGACAUUUCUUACAAUGAUGAUGCUAAUGAAUCAAACUUUGCACAAUAUGAUCAGGUCUGGCAUUUUCAGUAUUAUAAUGAAAGUAUGACAUUGAAAAUUGAAUAUAAUAGUAGCCGUUUCUAUAAAAAUACGAUAGAAACAAUGGUGCAGCAGUAUUUUAGACUUCUUCAUAAAAUGUCUCAAAAUUUGCAUAUGCUUAUUAAAAGCAUAAAAAUGGUAAGUUCUAUGGAAGAAUUUAUGGAUUAUAAGUUAAGGAUUGAAAAUCGAUGUGAUUUUCCGCAAAAAUGCACAGUUUUGAAUAUAAUUGAUGAGCAAAACAAAAUGAACUUCUACGGUAAUACAAUUAUUCAAAGAGGAGUGCCAUUCUCGAAUGUAUUCUUGCAACAGAAAAGUAAUCAAUUAUCAAGAUUUCUUACGCAACGUUGGUUACAGUUUCUGGGAGAAGAUAUGAGAAAUGAUAGUUUUGUGCUACUUAUUUUAGACCGAUCUGUUUUUCUUCUGCUUUCAAUUUUCUCUCUGUGGAAAUGUGGUAUAGGAGUAGCUCCUUUGAAUCUUGAGACUUCUUUGGAGCAAUUAAACGAAAUCCUUGCAAAAUUAUCAUAUCCAGCUAUCAUUUAUGAAUGCAAAGAAAAUAACGUCGCAAAUCAAUGUAUUUCCAAAAAUUUCUAUGGAACAAUGUUUCAGAAUUCAGAGAAGCAAAAUUCUGUUUUUGGACAUGAUAUUAACGAAAUAAUUACUAUGAUUUCUGGAUAUUCUGACCAAGAAUUAAGAAAAAAAUUGACUCAGCAUAAUCUGGCCUACAUGACUUUUACGUCAGGGAGUACCGGUACACCGAAAGGAAUCUGCACCGAAUUUUAUGGACUCAAUAACUUGGUACUAAACUACGCGGAGUUCUUGAGUAUCAAAUCAAGUAGCAUCAUUUACCAAGUAGUAAAUCCAUCGUUUGAUAUAUUUUUUGCAGACAUUUUGGAAGCUCAAACAAGUGGAGCAAGUCUAUACCUUGCAAGCCAACGAAUACCAGAUUUAGAAGAAAUGUCAAAGGUUACCCAUGCUUAUAUAAUGCCGGCAUAUUUGUCUGUUGUUGAACCAGAACAAUUCAAAAAACUGGAAAAUCUGGAAAAAAUUAAUUUCGGUGGUGAUUAUAUUCAAUAUAAAGUCUUACAAGAUGCUAUCCGAAUUGGUCUUCACUUCCACAAUCAAUAUGGCAUGACUGAGCACUCCAUUUACUCUACCUGCAAGUUAAUGAAAGUUUGUGAUAAGACUUCAUCUGUUGGUAAACCCCUUAAAAAUAUUUUCUUUUCCAUAUAUGAUGGUGAUAAAAAUUUAUGUGGACAACACAUUACUGGAAUCUGCUGCAGUUCGGGAGCAGGCAUUAGUCGUGGUUAUCAUGAUAACGAGAAUCUCAAUCAAAUAUCAUUUCUCAACAAUAAUGAUUUGACACGACUUGAAUUGCUAUUAAAUCAUGAUAAGCGUUAUUUCUACUCUGGUGAUCUGGCCCAAAUAAAAAGCAAUGUGGGACAAUUGCUUUUUCAUGGCCGCAGCGAUUUCCAAGUGAAAAUUCGGGGAAUGCAAGUUGAUAUUCCUACAAUUGAAGCCGUAUUGGGACAGAAUCACUUAGUCAAGGAAUGUAUUGUUUGUUUGCGAAGAAUAGAAGGAGAAGAAUUCCUUAUAGCUUAUAUCAUUUCUUGUAAUGAUAUCAUCACGGACGAAGAGAAAGGACAGCUGAUGAUAAAGAGUUUGAACGAGUAUAUGCUGGGAAAAUUAUCAGCUUUUAUGAUUCCUAGUCAUUAUGUUUUUGUCCAGCAAUUUCCUUUAAAUAUCAAUGGAAAAAUUAAUCGAAAACUACUACCCUUACCAGAAAAACUACUGAAUUCAAAAAUUCCUUUAAAAACUGACUGUAUUUUUGAACCAUGGGAAAAACAGGUGAUGGGAAUAUUUGCUGCAUUGCUGCCAGGAAAAGCUAUUCAAAUUGAUGAUUCGUUUUUUGAAGCAGGCGGCGAUUCGUUGAAAGCUUUAAUUGCAAUCCAAAAUAUCAAACGUGAAACUGGGAUGGAUCUUCAGCUUCGGGAUAUUUUCAAAUUAGCAUCUUUCAGAGCUAUUUUAGAGCGUUUAAAAGUGACACACUCAAUAGGCAAUCAUAAAGAAGUUGAAAAUUUAACAAUGCUGGAAUCAGCAAAAUUCAGACCCAAUGUACUGCAGAUUAAUGGUAGGUCUGGUAAAUUAACAGAUGACCAAUUAGUAAAUAACGUGAAGAUAUCCGACAACGUGGACAACAACAGGAGCUUAAACAAGAAGAUGUCUUCGAAAUACAACGGUGAUAAGAAGAGCAGAUUCUGGCUUAAUGGAAGUAUUCCAGUAAGUUUACAGCAGGAAAGGCUUUUGUUCCUUUAUAGCUUUGGGAAAGAAUAUCGUGAAAGUUACAAACUACAAUUUUUAAUAAUAUUCUACGGCUUUGUGGAUCUUAAAGUUUUGAAUACUGCACUAAAUUAUAUUAUGCGAAAACAUCGACUUCUGCGCACAAUAUUUCUUCAAAAGGUUGCAAAAGUAAUUCAGGAAGUAACAUCGUUGAGUGAAUGUUACAUUGAAGUUUGUAAAAAUGUGCUUGGAUAUGACAUCACAGGGUCGGAAAUAAGUUCAGAAUUGCCAAGUAUAUACGAUACGCCUUUGUUAGCAGUAACUGUUUCCGACAACUUGGAGCUAAUGCUAAUUCUCGACCAUUUAAUUGUUGAUGGCCGUUCAAUUGCUAUACUUACUAACGAUCUGGUAGAAUUUUACAACAUACUUAUCAAUGGAGGCAGUGUAUCUUUUGAUUUCACUGAGGGUACUAGUUAUGCUGAAUUCUGUUUGCAACAACGAAGAGAAUUGGAGAAAUUUCGAGUUGCAUUAAAAGGCGCCGAUUGUCUCACGUUGAUUGAUAGGGCAGUGGCAAAAGAUGAAGUAGAAGUGCAGGAGAAAUGGCUUCUGAAACUGCGGGAUUUCCCACCACUGUCACUUGAAGGUGAUUUGUCUAAUGAAGAAUUUGACAGAAGAAAUAAUGUAAUCAGGCUCAAAAUACCUUUAUAUUUGUCUGCAAUUAAGCAUUUUUGUGUGGCGGAACGAUGCACGCUAUUUGCUUACUUGCUUGGCGUAUUUUCCUUAACUGUACGUUCCCUAUGUGAUCAACAAAAACAUCGCUUCGCUGUCGUCACUUCUGCACUAAAUCGUACGUCCGACACGAUAAACUGUGUCGGAUUAUUUGUCAAUACGGUAAUAAUUCCAAUUGACACUGCUUUUGAUUGUGUCUCUGAAUUAAUUCACAGUCUUCAGCAAAAUAUCACCGAAGCUCUUCAAUUCCAGCAUAUUCCUUUCGACUACAUUAUACGGAAGCUGAACGGAACACGAAGCAGCUCAGGUACGGAAUCAUAUCAGGUCUCAUUUGUUGUCCAAAAUGCUUCUGCAACAAAACUACCAAGAAUUGACGGAGUUGAGACAAUUGUAGAAGAAAUCAACGCAAAAUAUGCAAAAUUCGAUCAAGCAUGGUACUGUACUGAAUUUGAGGACUAUAUUGAGGUGUCGGUAGAAUACAAAAUUGAAAAGUAUAGUGAUUUGGAGAUAAAAUAUGCUAUGGAACUAUUCGUUCAAAUAGCUUCUCAAUUGUUGUCCAAUCGAUCUAUGAAAGUGAAAGGCAUUUUAAAAUCUUGUGAAUUAAUCAGAGUUGAAAAACCACUGAUUGAGAAUAAUAAUUCGAAAAAUGUGAAUGCAACUGAAGGCACAAUCAAAAAAAGUUUGAUGCUAGAAGAAGUUUUGCUUGGUAUCUGGAAAGAAGUAUUAGAGUGUUCAGAAAUUUCUGUUUUUGACAAUUUCUUUGCUAUAGGUGGUCAUUCCUUAUUGAUUCCAAAUAUUUGCUAUAAAAUAGAGCAACAAGUCAACUACCAAUGUCCACCACAAGCAAUUUUUAAGUACCAAACGGUUAGAGAACUUGCGCAACACAUAAACAAUAAGCAGGAUUUGAAGAUCUUGACGACAUCAAAUGAAAAGUUAAAAAUCCGUGUAUGCCCACUUCAGGAAUCUCUAGCCAAAAUGUAUUACAAUGCAGCUACAGAAACAUCAAUUUCCAGUUUGCCAACCACUACCACUACUGCUACUACCAUUACAAGUGAUCUUAUCAAGGCCUACCAGACAGGUUUUUCAAUUGCACUGAAAUGUAUAAACUUUUCGAAAUUAAGGCAUUCUCUCAAUCUAAUACUAAUGCGUCAUUUUGCACUUCGUGCAACAUUCUAUUGUCAGAACAACGAUUUUUUUCAACAGAUUCACUCUGGUACUGAAAUUUACAUUACACCACGAAAGACGAAUAUUGAGGGAGCAUCACUGAUAGUACCGAAUCCUUUUCAUGCGAUACCGAUUCUCUGCUGGUUAAUUGAUGGUAUUAAGCAAGAGCUACCUGAUGAUAAUUAUUGUGAAUUUCAUUUUAAAAUAAGUCACAUCAUUUGCGAUGGAAAGUCAUUGUCUAUAAUAGCCAGAGAAUUAAGCAACAAUUAUUUCGAAGAUAGACAUAUCUCAGUGAAAGACGAUAGUUUCAUUCAGUUCAGUAAGCGGUUAAAGCAGCGAUUUCAGGAACGUUACACUGAAAUGCAAAAAUUCUGGUCGCAAAAUCUAAACAAUACGGAAGGCGCAAAUAUUCACUAUGAAAAAAUAACUGCUACUGUUUCAAGUAAUAAUAGAUGUAAAUUUUUUUAUAAAAAGUUCAAAAGUUUGAACAUCUUGAUCAAAAGAGUAGCUAAGAAAUGUUGUUGCUCUCCGUUUGUUGUACAGCUUGCAGCAUUCAGCAAGGUACUCUCGGGAAUAGCGACACAAGAUUCCAAGAUGAUUAUUUCGUGUCCGAUAGAUAUGCGUGAUUCUAGAGCUCAACAAUGCGUUGGAAUGUGCAUCAAUGUUUUGCCAGUAAUAAUCAAUUUCAGACUUAGGAACUAUCAGGAUUUAAUUCAGGAUAUUGCUAAGAGUUUUGCGAAUGCUUACAUAAAUGCUGAUAUUUCUAAUGAUGAAAUAGAAAAAUUAUGCGAAAAAUAUGGGGUUUCUAAUUUUGCUGAUAUUAUGAUUGUUAACAACUAUAAGCAAUACUCCAGCCAUUGUUAUCAAAUUUUAAAUGACAAUUCUGAAUUUACGAAAUGUACUUUAACAUUGUUUCUCACACAAUAUCAUGAAGAUAUUGAGGCAAAAAUUGAGUGUAAACAAGAUUUCUUUUAUGACGAAUCAAUGAAGAUAAUGCUCAAUCAGUGGGCGAAGACAAUUCGUAGAAUGGAAAAAGUCAUUGUAACAAACGAUGAAAUAGAAUCUAAAGAAAAGCGAAGAUAUCCGCACGAAAUUUUUUUUUCUAAAGAGCAUUUUAGCGUCAAAAACAUGGAUAUAAGAUCAAAAGAAAGAUUGGCGUCAAGUGGAUGUGACAAUGAUGAAAAUGUUCUUCAGAAAAGCGAUUAUCCAGCAUUCAGUUAUCAGCAUUUGCUUCGAGAAGCUUUCGUAGCCAAUCGUCAAUGGACAGCCAUGACGGUUCUAACUGAAAGUAAGGAAAGUAUCAAUUACCGCACUCUAACCGGAUUAAUCUACCGAACUGCAAAAAUUAUACGAGAAAAGGUAGCCCAAAUAACGGGCGGUAUAUUACGAUCUGAUACAGUGAUACCAGUUAUUGCUCAUAAUAGCAUUAAAACAUUGGCAACAUGUUUGGCAAUUACUAUGACUGGAGCUGCCUAUCUUCCCAUAGAUUCCACCGGUCCGGCUAAGCGAAUCUCAAAUAUUCUGGAGCAAAUCGGAGCAAAAUUCUAUGUUACUGUUGAUCAGCUAAUAAAUAACGAUGAUGAAUUUCAAAUUUCAUUUAAUUUUUCAUUUCAAAAUGCAUUGGAAAUCAACUUAAAUAAUAUGAGAUUUGACAAAGAACCACUGGAGCUUCCUCCACACCUGCAAAACACGCCGAAUGAUCUAGCUUACACCAUAUUUACAUCAGGAACUACCGGAAAGCCUAAAGGAGUAACAAUUGGUCAACAUGGUCUUCUCAACAUGGCUAUAGCAUGUACUCGAGAUUUCUGGAUGAAACCUGGUGACUGCGUCUACCAAUUUACAAACUUUGCAUUCGACAAUAGUGUUCUAGAAAUUACAAUGGCGUUAAUUAAUGGUAGUGCCUUGCUUCUCCGAGAAGAUUACUUCACACCACAUACAUUCCUGAAUGAAGUGAAACAUGGUAACAUUACCCAUGCAUUGUUGUUUCCUAGUUUGGUGAAUACUUUCAAAGAUGAAGAGAUUGGGGAAUUGAGACAUUUGCGGUAUUGGAUUGUUGGGGCGGAAAGUGCGAGCAAAAGAAUUUUGGAGUGUGCAUUAAAAUCAGGUGUCAAUGUAAUUCAGAACUACGGACCAACUGAAACGACAGCCUAUGCUUUGACUAAAAGGAUGAAACUACUAGACAGACCGAAUAAUAUCGGUCGUGGAAUAACAAAUGUUGUUGUCACGGUAAGAAAUUUCUGUGGUGAGAUUGUGCAAGAAAUGGGAGUAGGAGAAUUAUGCAUAAAGGGAGUCGGGAUCACUCGGGGUUAUGUUAUUUCAAGUGAUAGAAUACGAGAAAAUGCUGAGAAAGAAAUUGAAAGCAAAAAAUUUGGUGAAGUAGAUAGUUGUUGUUCAAUAUCGCCAGGAAAUAAUUUUGGUACCAAAGAUAUGGUCCGAAUGCAACCAAAUAAUGAGAUUCUUUUCCUAGGACGAUACGACAAGCAAGUAAAGAUUCGUGGAUACCGUGUUGAACUCGGUGAAAUUGAAGCCAUUCUUUGUCAGUAUCCGCAAGUUAAGUCUGCGAAGGUAAUUCUGAAAUUAAUAGGUCAACAGCGACAGCUUGCAGCUUUUGUUAUUUUAUCGGAUUUGUUCGAAAAUCGGUUCCAUCCCGCUGCCAUACGACAUUUCAUGCAGCAGCAUUUGCCGUAUUACAUGAUACCAAUUCAAUACCAUUUCCUACAGCAAUAUCCGCUUACCAAAAAUUCAAAAGUUGAUGUCGAAGCUUUGGCGAUGUUACAGAAUCCUGAGAAUGACCAAUGUUUGAGACAUGCAGAACCAGAAAAUAGUAUGGAAUCGACGUUGCUUGGAUUCUUCCGGAAAGUCCUCCAGAAUGAUAACAUUUCGGUAAAUGAUGACUUUUUCGCAGUGGGUGGAAAUUCAUUUUCGGCAACGAGGCUCACUGAAUUGAUCGAAGCUAAUGUUGCGCAUUGUAUCGGUAUAAGCAAUGUUUUUCGUCAUCGGACAGUGAGGAGAUUGUCACAGCACAUUCUCCAUUUUCAUAAAAAGCCAAGUAAUGAGAUUUAUGGGAUUCAGAAAUUUUCUGGGAUAAAUAAGAGCGAUUUCAAUCUUGGUAACAUUCCUUUAAGCUUUCAGCAGCAACAAUUUCAAUUUCUGAACGAAACAAAAGAACGGCAAUAUUAUGAACUCAUAUUUGUACAAAAAUUUGACGCAUCAUUGAGCCUUCAACAUUUGAAAUUGGCUUUUCUGCGUCUAAUUUUACGACAACCUUCGUUUCGAACAAUUUUUCCAGAGCGAAAUUUUGAUGUGCACCAAGAAAUACUUUCAGGGACAGAAGUUUACUUCUACAGUAGUGCGGUACAGAAUAGCUCUUUCCCGAAAGGACUAGUAUCUUAUGAUGAAAAUACUACUGCAAAAAAGAUAAAAAUACUUCAGGACGUGGAAGUAAACCUCAAAAGUGAACCACCGGUUUUGUGUGCAAUUGAAGUAACCAGCAGUACAUCUCAUACUGUUAUUCUCCGAAUAAAUCAUAUAAUUAGUGAUGCAUGGUCAACGAAUCUUCUGGAGAAUGAUUUAAGUGAUCUGUAUCAGAAAGUUCUGAAAAACAAGCAGUUCGAUAGUAAUUCAAAACUACCUCUUACAUAUGCUGAGUAUUCCAUCGAACAAUUUGAACAGAAACAUUUCUUAGAGGGACUAGCAGCUAACUAUGCUGAUAUGAUUCUGAAAUGGAUCAUAAAUGAUCCAAAUUACAAUAACAUUUUGGAGAAAUGGGAGAGAACUGAAGGUCAGAUGAAUCACUCUGAUUUAGUUAAUCAGAAUUUAGGUUCUCGAAUUACCAGUAACUUUGUUCAGUAUACGAAAUCAACAGAUUUCAGAAAUUAUUCCGAAACAGAAUUUACUUUCGAAGUGAAGAAGAUUGAAAAAAUUUGUGGAUAUUUUGAAACUACUCCUCUUGUAGCUUUUCUUAGUGCAUUUGCUUCAUCUUUACAUGAAUUAUCUGGCAUAGGUCAAUUAAUUAUAAAUGUAGCAGCUGCCAACCGCUCGUCCAAGACAAACGAUAUUAUAGGUAACUUCCUCAACUAUUUAUUCAUAAACAGUGCAAACAUCCCUUUAGAGAAGACUGAUAUCAUCAGUGCCACUUCGAGAAAUGUCACUACCACUUCGAGUAAGUCAACAAUGGAGUUAUCCGAUCUUUCCACUAUAUAUGCAAGUUAUGUAAAGAAAUAUGUAGAAAAUAUUGAUAGAGCAGUUAAUGAAAGCCGUCAAUUCGAGCAAGUACCGUUCAUUCCACUUUUAAAAUUACUUCGAAUUAAACUGAAAAAACUGAAAUCACCAAGUAUUGAAGUGCUGAACCGUCUUCACAAAACUAUAUUUUUUAAUUUUCGCUAUGGAUUGGAAGAAAAUCGUGAGUCAGUAUUAGGAAAAGGUGAAAUUCAGGCACCAAUGAAUUGUACUUACGAAAUUGAAGUGGAAAUCGAUCGUGCAAAAAGUUAUUAUUCUUGUAGAAUCAGAAUGAAAAAUCGAAGUAGUCUCAAGCAUACCUCGGCACUAUGUCGACGAAUGUUUUCUUUCUUACAACAGAUGUCAAUUAAUUCUAAUAUUCAAGAAACAACAAAAGACGAAAUAAUACCUAAAGAAAACUUUUAUCUACCAUCUACGAAUGAUCAUAUUGUUGAUUUAAAAUUAAGAAAAAUGUGGAGUGAAUGUUUGAAGAAACGUUGGAUUAAAGAUGAUGAUGAUUUCUUUCUGGAAGGCGGAACUUCGUUGCUUACUUUAAAAUUAAGACGUCUUAUUGAGUCAGAAUUAAAAAUCCAUAUUGAACUUGAUGAAAUAUUCAAAUAUAGCACUUUCAUACAGCUAAGCAAUUUAUUACAAAAGCGAUUUAUUAACAUAGUUCAUUCUCUUCCGGACAACACAAUCGGACUUAUGAAUCCUGAAUCUGGAAGAAACACUGAUUCAGCAGUACAAAUUGAUAAAAAAAUGUCUAAUAAACGUGGUACUUCAAAGGAAACAGAAAUUUUACAAACAUCUGGGAAUUUGACAACAGUUCGAUUGCUUUAUCAAAGCGAAUCAGAUAUUAAUGUUACUGGAAGUGCGGUAGUCGUUUUUUUCCAUGCGCUCGUUGGUGGCGUGACAUGGACAUAUGCACCGCUGAUAAAGCAACUGAUGAGAAGGCUACCAAGCUCCUUCAAAAUAAUCGGUGUUGAACACCCAAAUAGUUUUUCUCGAUCUUCAAAAGAUCCCAAAUUCCACCAAUCCAUUGAAAGUUUAUGUUCCAAAUAUAUACGAGAUUUGCAUGACUACUUAUGCAAAGUAAAAAUACGCUUAUUCAUCGGUGCAUCAUUUGGAGCAAUUCUGGCUUACCAGUGUGCACUACAGUUACAGCAAGAAGAAAUUCAUAUAGACGAUAUAAUAUCAAUUGAUGGAACUGCGCAAUGGCGCAAAAGCACAUCCGAGACAGAACUGGCGUCUUAUGAGGAGCAUCACCGGCAGAUCAACAAAAUUGUGAAGUAUCAUUGUGGUGGCACGAAAGUCGAUAGUGAACUACUGGAAGCAAUGACCGAAAAUGCUUGGGAGUUGCUGAAGAUGAUGCACAUUUACAUCCCAAAACGAAGUCUAGAAGUCCCUCAGCUUCACGUAACUCUUCUGAGAUCGCUUACUCAAAAAACUUCAGAAGCUGAAGAGGAUUACGGUUGGAUUAACCUUUGUUCUAGAACUAUCAUAGAUAUACCAUUUUCGCAUGAUACAAUGCUUCAUGACUGCAACACUGAUACAAUUGCUGAUAUUAUCUUACAGAUUAUACAGAAGUUAGACGAAAGACAACUUUUUCAUCGAAAUAUCACUAAUGUCUCUGUCGAUAAAACCUUACAAAUUAUCUAA
Brugia pahangi is the source of this 12411-nucleotide messenger RNA. Lineage: Eukaryota; Metazoa; Nematoda; Chromadorea; Rhabditida; Onchocercidae. The record is from the annotation of a GenBank genome assembly.